AUGGAUAAAGUACAUGUGGCGGUGCAGACUCGGCAACGGGCAACCCAGCUGUGUGGCGCACCAGCACUCGGUUUCUGGCGUAUGGUGUCCUUUCACCCUGACAAAAACACCAAAACCGAAACUCUCGAAGGCUCUUCUGAAUCCCCCGAGCCACAAUCGCCACCAACUGGCGCCAGCACCGGUAGAGCCUCGCCAGCCCCACCCGGUGGUCCAAAGUCCGUCAUCAAGCGUCGUUCGGCAGCCGACAGAGCCGCCUCGCAGGCCAAUGCUCGUCCUUCGAGCACCAGAGCUGCCGGAGCUGGUGGAAGCAGUAGUACCAUGUUGAAGCUUUACACCGAUGAGUCGCCGGGAUUGAAGGUUGAUCCUGUUGUCGUUUUGGUGCUUAGUUUGGGAUUCAUCUUCAGUGUGGUGGCGCUACAUAUCAUUGCCAAGAUCUCGCGCAAACUCACUGGUUAA
Orbilia oligospora ATCC 24927 is the source of this 456-nucleotide messenger RNA. RefSeq lists its product as uncharacterized. The record is from RefSeq and is a predicted model, not a curated record. Gene Ontology annotation, cellular component: Sec61 translocon complex. The transcript has 4 exons. Gene Ontology annotation, biological process: intracellular protein transport. NCBI's taxonomy places the organism in Eukaryota, Fungi, Ascomycota, Orbiliomycetes, Orbiliales, Orbiliaceae. Bases 1 to 456 code for a protein of 151 amino acids.